AUUCCACCCGAGUCCACUCAGUUCAAUUCAAGCACUCGAACCGUCAGCAACGUUGAGAAACCAAUCAAGUGCGCGCCCAGCAACAACGGUCAGUUCAGUGUGAAAAACACAACUUUGACAAAUACAUCACGUAAUCGCCAUCCUCGGAAUCGAAAGUCAGUGUAAAAAAGUUUGAAAUUCGCUCCUAAAUUUCGCCACACCAACUCUGUUCCGUUCGGUAAGCAGCAUUAAGAAGAUGCCUUGCCCAUUCCUAACUCGUCUGAGCACCAGCUACGUGCGCAACUACGCCCCGGCCCUGCUGAAGGCGUACGGUUCCCAAUGCCCGGUGGUUGCCCGUACCAUUUCGAGCCUGCAGAACCCGCCGGCCGUUGCCGAUGCUGGUGGCAAAAUGGUGGCCACCAAAAAGGAAUCCGUUGCGACUCCCAAGCAACAACUGGAGAUGAAAACCCCGAGCCGUAGCCUGAGCUCGCUGCAGCAACCGAAGGCCAAGGAGGAGGCAAAGAAGUGUCCCUUCUUGACCUCGGCUGCUCCGCAUGUUAAGGAACUCGGUGCGGAGAGCGUGGAUGUUCCCGCCAAUCGUCCGUUCCAGUAUGAGGAAUUCUUCCAUGAGCAAAUCAUGCGCAAGAAGAAGGACCACUCGUACCGUGUGUUCAAGAAGGUGAACCGCUUGGCCGAAGCCGGCCAGUUCCCGCGUGCAAUGGAGUAUUCCUGGGGUGAGCGCCCGAUUACGGUGUGGUGCUCGAACGACUACCUGGGAAUGUCCUGCCAUCCAGAGGUCAAGAAUGCGGUGGCCAAUGCGCUGGAGACCUACGGAGCCGGUGCCGGUGGAACCAGGAACAUUUCCGGAAAUUCGCUAAAUCACGAAAAUCUCGAGAACCGCCUGGCACAGCUUCAUCAAAAGGAGGGAGCUCUGCUGUUCACUUCGUGCUACGUUGCCAAUGAUUCUACGUUGUUUACGCUGGCCAAGGCCCUGCCCGGUUGUCAUAUCUUCUCAGAUGCUGGAAACCAUGCUUCGAUGAUUCAAGGAAUUAGGAACAGCGGUGUGCCGAAGCACAUCUUCCGUCACAAUGACCCUGCCCACCUGCGGGAACUGCUGUCGAAGGUCGACAGAUCGUUGCCCAAAAUUGUUGCAUUUGAAACUGUCCAUUCGAUGACGGGAGCCAUUUGUCCAUUGGAGGAACUUUGCGAUGUCGCUCACGAGUUUGGUGCUCUGACCUUCGUGGACGAAGUGCAUGCCGUGGGUCUAUAUGGCGAUCACGGCGCAGGAGUGGGCGAACGGGAAGGGUUACUCCAUAAGAUGGACAUCAUCUCCGGAACACUGGGCAAGGCAUUUGGUAACGUAGGAGGCUACAUUGCCAGUACUUCUCUCCUGGUAGACAUGGUGCGUUCGUAUGCUGCCGGAUUCAUCUUUACCACUUCGCUGCCCCCGACGGUACUGUGCGGUGCACUGAAAGCGAUCGACAUCCUGGCUUCGGACGAAGGGCGUGAACUGCGUGCUCGUCACCAGGAAAACGUUCGCUACCUUCGCGGUUUGCUGCGAAAAGAGGGCUUCCCGGUGGAACAUACCCCAAGUCAUAUCAUUCCAGUAAAGAUUGGCAAUCCAGCCCAAUGCACCGAGGUAUCGGAUUUGAUGAUCAAACGUUUUGGACACUAUGUGCAAGCCAUUAACUACCCAACGGUAGCACGUGGCGAGGAGAAACUCCGUCUGGCUCCGACACCACACCACACCAAGGAAAUGAUGGAUGUCAUGAUUCGUGACAUGAAGCUGGUCUGGCAAGAUCUCGGAAUGCCUCUGAAUGGCUCAACGUGCACUGCGGAAUGUACAUUCUGCCGCAAACCGUUGCUGUUCGAUCGCUUCGAGUCUCGCACCAAGGCGAGCUGUGCUGCUGAACUCAAUUGUCAGAUUCCAAACUGCCCGCAGAUUGCUGCUAUUGCAAACUAAGCCCUCAAAACCAUGCAACGCGCAAUAAUGCUACACAAGGAGGAGACGCGAAACCGCGCGCUACUCCUCCUUCCGGGUGCUGGGUCUCUAUCAGCUUCUUUUACGCUACUAAAUAUUCCAUGACGGAAACAAAUUGGUGAAUGGUGUACAACGUUCAAUGUUCAACAGUGCAGCAGCAUAUCGCAGCCACAUCCAAAAUGUCCCUGUAGAGUUAGAAAGUCAGAAUCGAAAGACACAAAAUCUCCUAACUUAGAGUUUGAUCAAAAACAAAUUUGCCCUACUCAAGUUUAAUUUAUUUUCAAAUGAGGUGGAUGCAAUUAUUGCCUUAAUUCUGGAUUCAUUGUGAUAUCGUGAUGAUCGCGCACUUUUCGUAUGCAUAUUUGUUAUCUGUUGUUAGUUCGAAUUAGAAAAGAAAUCGUUAAGUUUACCUGAAAUAAAUUAUCUGAAACCGAAAUUCCUUGCGUUCAUGACGCUGUUUUUUUAAUAAAUGUGUGCAUUAUCAA
Ochlerotatus camptorhynchus is the source of this 2445-nucleotide messenger RNA. It is a transcript of the gene Alas, whose product is annotated as 5-aminolevulinate synthase. The transcript is spliced from 3 exons. Gene Ontology annotation, cellular component: mitochondrial matrix; mitochondrion. Gene Ontology annotation, molecular function: pyridoxal phosphate binding; 5-aminolevulinate synthase activity. The record is from RefSeq and is a predicted model, not a curated record. The coding region runs from base 236 to 1942 and encodes 568 amino acids. Gene Ontology annotation, biological process: heme biosynthetic process; erythrocyte development; hemoglobin biosynthetic process. Lineage: Eukaryota; Metazoa; Arthropoda; Insecta; Diptera; Culicidae.